This is a messenger RNA of Alligator mississippiensis (American alligator), 3766 nucleotides long. RefSeq names its product di-N-acetylchitobiase-like. The transcript has 7 exons. Gene Ontology annotation, biological process: chitin catabolic process; carbohydrate metabolic process. Gene Ontology annotation, cellular component: extracellular region. The record is from RefSeq and is a predicted model, not a curated record. Bases 70 to 1161 code for a protein of 363 amino acids. Gene Ontology annotation, molecular function: chitinase activity; chitin binding. Lineage: Eukaryota; Metazoa; Chordata; Crocodylia; Alligatoridae.
CUCGCGAGCACCCAGGUGAAGAUUGUCCCUUCUCCCUUCCCGUCGUACAGCCCAACGGGCGCCGGAGGCAUGAGGUGGUUGCGGGGCGCCCUCGCGCUGCUGCUGCCUCUCGUGGCGCUGCCCUCGGCUGCUGCCGCCUGCCCCUGCAGCGACCCCGACCUCUGCCGCCCCAUCCAGGGCGCCCGGGACUUCGAGGUCUUCGUGUUCGAUGUCGGCGGCGGGACGUGGCGCUUCUACAACUGGACCCACAUCACAACGGUGGCGACUUUCGGAGACUACGACCCCGAGCUCAUGUGUUACGCUCAUGCCAAGGGGGCCAGGGUAGUGCUGAAAGGAGAUGUACCCGUUAAGAACAUGCUUGAGCCUGCUGCAAGAGAAUUAUGGAUAACUCAACAGGUAGAAUUGGCUAAAAAGCAGUAUAUGGAUGGAAUUAAUAUCGACAUAGAGCAAGCGGUUAGUAGGUCAUCACCCGAGUAUGAUGCGUUAACAGAUCUAGUGAAAGAAACUACAGAUGCUUUUCACAGUGCAAUUCCAGGAUCACAGGUAACAUUUGAUGUGGCUUGGUCUCCAGAAUGCAUUGACCAAAGAUGCUAUAACUACAUCGGCCUUGCAAAUGCUUGUGAUUUCGUGUUUGUGAUGUCGUAUGAUGAACAGAGUCAGACCUGGGGAGAAUGCAUUGCAAGACCCAAUGCUCCCUAUAAUAAGACCGUGAGUGGAUAUGAAGACUACAUUAAUAUGGGCAUUGAUCCUAAGAAGCUUGUGAUGGGUGUUCCCUGGUAUGGCUAUGACUAUACGUGUCUGAAUUUAUCUGAGGAUCACAUUUGUUCUAUUAAACCAGUUCCUUUCCAUGGGGCUCCAUGCAGUGAUGCUGCAGGGCGUCAGGUCCCAUAUAGAAUAAUAAUGGACCAAGUGACUAGUUCAAUUUCUGGGAGCCAAUGGGACGCAGAACAGGAAGCUCCUUAUUAUGAAUACAAGGAUGCUCUUGGUCAUUUUCACCAAGUAUGGUAUGAUGACCCCUGGAGCAUUUCCCUGAAAGCAGCCUAUGCACAGGAACGUGGUUUAAGAGGCAUUGGCAUGUGGAAUGGAGAUUGUCUUAACUACUCUAGAACUCCUGUAGCAGAACAGCAAACUGAAGCAAUGUGGCAAGCCUUGAUACCAUAGCAACUGCAUGAGAUGAUCAGCAUUUACUGCUUGGUUUAGAAUGAUUGAAAAAUGUAAUGGGAUAUUAAUUCUAAAAAGGAAUGAGUAUGUUGUUGUCUUAUAAGUAUCUGCUGGUUAUGAGCAAAACUUCUGAAAUGAUCAAAACUUCAUUUUAUUCAGUACUUUAGAAAAUAUUUUCUAUUGCAUUAAUUCAUUUUAAGAGAUUGGUUAGCUUUUCUAUUUUUUUCCCUCUCCUUUAAGACUAGUAUCUUAAAUUUCGUAUUAUGAAAAGUAUUUCUUACCCAGUUUAAAGUACAUUAUUCAUAAUAGCAGAUAUUCAUUUUAAAUGUUAAUUCUGACCUUCCUACUUGUGGUCACUGCACUGCUGUAGUAUCAUUGUAUUGCUGUAACACUUGUAUGCUGCUUUUAAAUAACAGAGGAAAAGGUGGUUAUUCUUGAAGCUUUUAGAGGUUUUUCUUCUUCCUCCUAGUUGUCUGUAAAUUGCACUAGUAACAGUAAGAAAUAUACAUUGCAUUUCCUAGCACUGUAUUUUUCUGUAUACUUUACACACCUUUUUCCAGUAUUUAGUUGCUGAAAAUUGGAGUGUGCAUCAUAAGCAAGGAAAUACAAUAAUGGUGUUUAGCUGAUAGCUAUAGCAGAGGGCAGUAAGUGGGGCACUAGUCCUGAGCACUAAUUUAGGGAGGUGCCAGACUGGCACCCCUCAGGGAGCUUUUUGCUGUGACUGUGUGGGUAGCCUGUGUCCUAAUGGAGCAACAGCUUACUCGCAGCAGUCUACACUGGGGGCAGAGCCCCGGCUGGGGCAGGCAAGACUCUGGCUUCACCCAGCUGUCACAUAAUAUUCUUCCCUUCCUCUGCCCAGAGCUUACUUCACCUCUUAUUCCCCUCUGCCUCUUUCACUUAGAUACUCCCAGCUGCUGUUGGACUCCUGCUGAGUAAGUAGCAGCAGUUAGAAGGUUAAAGGAGCACUGACAGACUAUUGCUUCCUGAUCCCCUUGAUGUUCCUUAUGGUUCACUUGAUUACAGUAGGGGCACAUGAGCGCCUGGGCUGUGAAACCUGCGAGCAUAUGCAAAUAAGAGUGGGACCAAAGUAGUUAUGUUCUGUCAGUGUCAGUGAAAAAUGUAAAGUACAAAGAGAAGCAGAAGAAAUUGGAAGGAGGUACAGCAGCAAGGAAGCAUGGAGGAAGGCAAAGGAGAAACUGCUUUUGAACGAUGGUGGUAGAUAAGCAUUUUAUGGCGCAGGAGCACAAUACCCAGAACUUGGAAGAAAAACUUUGGGAUAUGCGUGAGAGAGAUAGCAGUUUGGAUAUGCAGUGUCAAGAGGAAUAAAGUGUCAGAUAAAAGCAUAUAAAAUUGCAAGGAAAUUUUGGGUUAGGUCUUUAGGGUUGGCAGAGGCUUGAGACGUAUAUUUUUAUAGAAGAAAUGGAUUUUCAGUAAGCAGUCUCAUUGAUUUUUCCCAAUGCCUGCCUGAGAUAUAUAAGAAGUUGACAGCUCUUGAACAAUAUGUGAUCAGGCUCCGGAAGCAGCGUUCAUGCCUACAGUCACAAAAAGGAAAUGAGGAUGCCAUGUGAUACCACAGGAAAGGAGAGCGGAGCAAAAACAGUCCAUGGAAGAAUGGGCAGAUACAGAAAGCAGCAUUGCAUUGUGGUUGGUGAUGGAGUGAAGUUGCCAGCUGGUGUGCUUCUUAAAAGGAAAACCUUCCCUAAAGAGAAGUUGCCACAAAGGAUAAUUAUUCAGGCACAGAGAAAAGGAUAGAGAAGCCAGUCCAUCACUUACCUAAGUGUGUAUGGGAAUACCCACCUGGUGCUGUUUGUCAUUUAAGAGACAGGCUCAUAUUGGAUAGGUUUUUAGAGAUACCAUGCAGAGGGAAUCAAGAAACAGCUGAAAGAUAAAAACAUAGACUAAUACCAGGAAGCACAACGUACAUGCUCCAGCCAUUAGAUAUCAGGAAAUAAUUAUUUCAAAGCAAACAAGAAACAUCUAUAUACAGAAUGAAUAGCAAGUAAUAACCACAGUUUGACCAGAACAGGGAAUAGGGCAAACUACAUGAGUGGAACAAGCUUAUAUGAAAUUUCAUCACUUUAGAUCACAUUGUUAAAAAGUUUUUAAAAGUGCUGCAUUUCUAAUAGGCUGGAUGGUAGUAAGGACUGUGCUGUGGGGGACAACGUUGCAGAUUCUACAGGAGGCAGCAGUGAUAAAAAGUAAAGUUGAUUACUGAAGGAUUUGCUUCCUCAUUGUUUUAAUCCUCUUGUCAAUUUUUUUACUUUAUCAACUUUUAAUGUGAGACUGGUGUUUUGCUGUGUUGUAAAGUCAUGCCGCAACAUGGCACUGAGAGAUGUGAGGGUCUACACAAAUGAGUACAAUAAUUUUUUCCCCUCUGAUUUUUCUUGUUGCCAAAAAUCAAGUUUAAAGACUCUUCGAGUGUCCUAACUCCAUGUAUUUUUACACAAAACUCAGGAUGCAUUAAAAUUUCUUUUACUUUCUAACCUAAUGCUGUUUAUAAGAUAAAUUUUUGGAAUGAAAAAAUAAUCUCAGGUUAGUCUUCAUAUUUUCACAAAAUAAUUUAUUGUUGGAAAUGUAUAAUUAUAUUAAACUAUUUGCAGAUUGA